GUCGUGCCCAAGAGUUUGGAGUCGCGGGCGCUGAUCCUCCAGGCGCUCCAGACGAACAUGCUCUUCGCGGAGCUCGCCAAGGGCCAGCUGGAGAUUAUUAUUUCCGCGAUGGCGCAGCACCACGUCGCGCGCGGCGAGGUCCUCAUCCGCCAGGGCGACGUCGGCGACGCGUUCUACACGGUCGAGGAGGGCGCCUUCGACAUCUUCGUCAAGAUGCGCAACAACAAGAGCGCGGGCACGUCGUUCGGCGAGCUCGCGCUCUACUUCAACGUGCCCCGCGCGGCGACGGUGAAGGCGUCGGCGCCCUGCGUCUGCUGGAAGCUCGACCGGCGCACGUUCCGCCACUUCGUGGCCCAGAGUCGGAGCGAGCGCCUCGAGAUCACGACGCGCGCGUUCGAGACGAUCGACGUGCUCGCGGCGCUGCCGACGGCGCACCUCCACAAGAUCGCGACGCACGUCAAGGAGCAGCCCUUCGACAAGGGCGCGACGAUCAUCAAGCGGGGCAGCGAGGGCGACUCCGUCUACCUGCUCAAGGAGGGGACGGUGCUCUGCACGAACAUCGACAAGAGCUACGUGCAGACGCGCGACGUCAAGCUCGGCCCCGGGUCCCACUUCGGGGAGAUGGCCCAGGUCACGGAC
Aureococcus anophagefferens is the source of this 639-nucleotide messenger RNA. RefSeq lists its product as hypothetical. The annotation marks the transcript as partial. The transcript has 2 exons. NCBI's taxonomy places the organism in Eukaryota, Pelagophyceae, Pelagomonadales, Pelagomonadaceae. The record is from RefSeq and is a predicted model, not a curated record.